AUGUCAAAAAACGUAAAUUUAACAAAGUUAGAAGAUUUUAUUGUUUCAAGACUAUGGUACACUGCAUAUGUAGCCCAUAAAAUAAAUAUAAACAAUGGUAAAUCGUCAAAUGAUAAUAAUGGCGCAGCAAUUGAGUUAUGUAGAUCAAUAGGUUGUUAUGAAUAUAGUAGUAAUUCUUCAUGGAUUAUUCACAAACUAUUGGCAAUGUUGACUAAUAAGAAUGUUACGGAACAUCAGUUUAAUUUAUUACAACUUGAAAAUGCAUUACAUUUAAUUGACAAUCAUGUACCUGAAACUGUUGAGCAGGAAUUGCUCAAGCUUUAUGAUUUGAUAGCAAUAACGAAAGAAGAAUCUGAUGAAAUUUUUCCGCAGAUUACUGAAUAUAGUCUAAAGUUUUUAGAAGAGCAUUUGUGGGAUAAACCAGCAUUUGUGCAAUGGGUGAUAGAUCAAUUACUCUGUAUAUGGUCAGUAUCAUUUGCUAUAACUGAUUCAGCGCUUCAAGAUCUAUAUAUUAAAGUUAUUAGAGAAAUAGUAAAUGAAGCUAAAAAUAUAUCCGCCUCAACAAACAACAAUAAAACUACCAAUGGAUUAAUAAACUGCCAAAAAAAUAUAAAUUUGAUAAGUUACAAUCAUUUAGCGACAUUGUUGUCAAUUUUAUCAAAGUUCGAAAUAACAGACUCAAAAGAAGAGGAACUGAAAUUGUGGCUAUGGCCAAUGCUAGCCAAAACAUGUAAAUUUAAAGACAUCGAAUUGUCAUUAUUUUCACGUAAAGAUUUGAAAUACUUUAAAAUGUGGCAUACAUUUUGUGACGAUCAUUAUGCACGGAAUAAAAGUCCUGAUAGUUUAGAUGAUAUUAAUAAAAUAUGCUCAGCUGUUUUUGAUAUUAAAGAUGAAUCAUCUGAUGUGUCAUUAAAUGCCAAUGAAAUAUUUAUAAGAGUGUUAAGAAAUAAAACUCACUGGUUAUCAGAUAUUUUAGAGAUCUGUUACGGGCUAGUGAUAAAUAAUCGAUUCGAUCAAGUUGAAAAAUUAUUAAAAAAUCCUGUAUUAAAUAAUCUUUGGUUACCGCUAUUGUUAAAAUUUAUUGAUAAUUGUUUGAAUGCACAACAAUUUUCGCCUAACAACGAAGCUUGGAAAAAAAAUUCUACGACAUCUGAAUCUCUAAAAUUUUUACUAAAAAAUUGUAAAUUUAAAUAUUCAAAAGAUCAAUGUAUGGAGGAAUUCGAAAGUACUCUAGAAAGUCAUGUAGAUGCUUUGGAGUGGAUUAUUAAAAGUCGUGAUGAUUUUUUUAAACAUAACAAAAAGUCUGGUUCAAUGCAUCAAAAUUACAACGUGAGACAAAUUUUUCGUCAUCUUCAGUCAUGCUCUAUACUGUCUACCAUAAAAACGUACGUUCCAAAUGUACAUAAUAAAUUAUUUAAAGAUGUUUAUCCUUUGCUGAAGGAUUCAGUGCACUCUAAAAUGACUUAUCGAGCUUACUAUGGAAUGUUAAGCGCGCUAAAAGCAAUAACACUUUGUAAUGCUUAUAACACUGAAUUUAAUACUGUUAUCGAGCAUUAUAAUUGUAUGGAGAAACAUGUUAAUAAUCUUAAUCCAUUAAAAUUACGUCUAGAAGUUAUGGAAAAUAUUUUUUCAAUGUUAUUUAUACGACAUGAAGAUUUCACAACUAUUGAAAAUCCAUCGGAUCAAGAGGAUGAAGAUGAGGAUGAUAAUAUCAAUGAUGAACUGCCGUCAUAUAAAAAUUCAUAUAACUAUCAAACUGGUUUCAUCUGCAACAAGUAUGCCAUACGAGAGACACUGCACUAUCUUAAUCGUUGUAUUUUUGUAAUUGAUAACGAGUACGCGAGAUUGAGAAAUGAUUCAAAGGCGGCACAAGACAUAGAACAACUUGAUAAAAGAAUAUCGUCUAUGAAAAGAUAUCUCAGUGAUGCGUCGUGGCGUUUACAAUUAUUAACAAGUACAGAAUUUUUUAAAAAACAAGGACUACCGGAUACUGAAUUACAAAAUAAAAAUACUUGUAUUGUUAAAAGUAAAAUAAAUUCAGUAGGUCAUCAACAGAGAACUUCACAUUUAUAUAAGUUGGAUGAAAGUUCAUCUGAUGAAGGAGAAUUACGUUCGGAUAUUGACGUAAGUUCGGAAAGUAGUUCAAUAGGGAAUGCUGCUGGUGAAAAUAGCAAGCGUCGUAGACGUUUAAAAAAGCUAUCAUCGCAAAGUGAAGACACAUCGAAUGAAAAAAGCUCAAAACAAGUCAAAGAAUUUACUCUCAGUUACAUGCUGGCCUCAAAAGAAACUCUGGUUCUAAGAUGUUUGUGGAAAGAUAAUUUGACUGAGGCUCAACGCGUCAUAGAGGUAAAUUAUAAAUCAUCAUUUAUACUCUCUGCAAUGCUUUUUCUAAUUUGCGAUAGGCUUUUUUCUCAGCCUUUGUUGGUUUAUAUAUCAAUGGCUGCUCUGGAUCGAUUUCUGGCCCCUCGGUUAACGUACCCGACUUUUAACAUGGAAAACAAUCAUUUAGCAGGUGAAAUAUUAUUUUCACAAGCAAUACGUGCAUUCAGACAAGAUAUUGCGAAACAAUUGACACUCAUUUUACCGAAAAAUGAAGUAAAAAUAGAUACUAAACAUUCCACACUGGAUUUUAUUCGCCAAGCUGCUAAAGAUGGUAUCCAAACAACACGUAUGACAAGUCAAGUUGAAACAUUUUUAGCAUCACAAGAGUCUAAUAUAAAAUUGAGUUCUGAUUCCAGUAAUGCCAAAGAUAUAAUGACGUUGAUGACACUCGAUCUGGCGCUGACGAUGAGCCAAGAUAGUUUGACAUCUGAAAAUUUCGCAGAAAUCGCAAUGAAGCAUUUGAAAUCUAAUAAAAAACUUAUUGAUACACAAUAUUAUGAGUUUUUUGAGACAAUUUAUCAGCUGUUUCAUGAAAAAAAAGGUACACCAAUAGUUAAUAUACUUUGCGAUGCAAGAAUACCAUUUUCUUUGAAAGAAUAUCGGGAACAAAAUGAUUACUGGUCUAAUUUAGCGCGUAAGCUAAUUAUUUUUGAAAAUAAAACAAAACUAAUAGAUUUUAUUAAGGAUCCAAAUGAAGAGGAAAAAUUUAAAAAUGAUUUACAACAAAUUUUAUCGGUUUGCAGCAAUGGAGAACCAUAUUUACAUCGAUUAAAUGCUCAUUUAGAAUUAAUAAGAUCAAUUGCACCGCCAUUUAAAGAUAUUAAUGCGAUCGGUAUGAAACCUUCUCUAUUGGAAAAUUCACUUGACUCUUACAUCGGUUAUCAAAUAUUUGAUUUAGAUGUUGAUUUAGAAACACUUGAAAUUGUUGCUAAUCAGUUGCAAGUUAAUCUAGCUUACUGCAUUUUAAUAAACUGCUGUCCCAAGUUAUUGUGUAGUGAUAAUCUGGAUAAUUUUGAGAUAAAAAACAACAGAUGGGGAAUAAUUGUUCUAAAUAAGUAUGAAAUCGUUGAAAAAUUUAUUAAUGAUGAUAUGGAUGAUCCUAAUCAAUGUGUUGUUGGUAUUUUAUCAGAUUUGAUACAAGCUAUCAAAGACUCAGAUUAUGAUUCGUCAAAUAUUUUAGGAACAGAUUUGAAAAGUUUGUCAAAGACAGAAAGUAUACAGAAAAUUCUUAAAAAAACUCAAAGCUUUGCUAAUUUAGAUUUGAGUUAUUUAUCUUUUGGUGACCAUACGCUGGCAUUUUUUCUCAAUAUCUGGAAUCUAAUUAUGCUUCACAUAAUUAUAGAAAUUUGGAGUAAAGACCCACCUACUAGUGAUUUAAGACACGCUGUAUCAUUGAGUACAAUUGGCUAUGAAAUAGGUGAUCUUGGUUUCGUUAGUCUCUUUACUCUUCGAUCAAAAUUACUUGGACAACCGCUUUGCAGUGACGAGUCUUUACAUUUUGAAUAUCCAGAAGAACUCAAUGAACCAGCUUGGCAGGAUUUAGAUUUACAACUAGAUCCUCGGGUUAUAUUUGCAAUGAUUAACGAAUAUAAAAGAUCUCCAAUUAUUAAAAUUUAUCACCCUGAGGAUUUAAAUGAAGAAAUUAAUACAACAGUACAUGAUUAUCUCAAUAAUUAUAUAAAUCAAGAUAAAGAAAGUGUUGUUUGUCUUCCGAAGCUUAUUAAAAAAUAUGUAGAUCUUCUGAUCAGCACCAAUGGAUCGAAAGAAAUAAUAGAAAAAUACUUGAGUAUUGAUAAAAAUGUAGAGUAUGAAUCAUUCAAAUAUUUAUACGACAUCCGGUUUAAGUAUAGCGAUGAAAAACCAAUAACUAAUUGUGAUAAAAAGAAUAAUAAAAAUGAUAAAGAUAGUACGACACUUUGGAGAAAUAGAGUAAUUAAACCGUCACUCUUGCAAUACUUGGAAGGCCACUGCUGGCUCCUAUCUUAUCUCGUUCAAAGAAUUCACGAAGAGAGCCCAACGAUUCGUGACAGCAGCUGUGAUAAUUUGGAUCGUACUGCAGUAUUGGAAAAUUUAUUUAAAUCACCUUGGGCACAAAAUUUAAAAGCCCUUUACGAAGAUAACUCAACAGUUGCUGGACUACUGAAUUGUUCAUCGACAGUUGAACUGUGGGAUUAUUUUGAAGCUCUUUUAAAAAAUCGUGAAUUGAAAAAAUGUCUAACGAUGCUUGACGCACUUCCAGACUCGCUGUUAAUGGGAAACGUUGAGUUCCAGAGUUUUAGAGACAAAAUUCUUAUGUGUUUGAUCAGUAAUAUUCAGCUUAAUCUAAAUUCCACUGAAAUCUUGCAGUAUUUAUAUCAGAUAAGAGACAUUUAUGUUUUAGCUCAAGUAGUGUUAUCCAAAGUAAAAACGUGGCCGGUGCGGGUAUGUGAAGAGGCACUUCGUCACGUAUUAAACCAUGUAGAUACUGAUAAACUUCCACCACAUUGCAGGUCUGAGAUAAGUGAAAUUCUCUGUAGAGUUCUUGUUUUUGAUAAAAUGUUUAUUUAUUGUAAAUUAGAUGAUGAUACUGAUCAAGUUAAUUGGUAUAAUGUGGUUUAUCGGACUGAAAAAACAGAUCCAACACGUAUUGUAAAAUCACUUAUCGAUGCUAAUCAGUACGAACUAUGUUUAGAGUGGAUGGAAUAUCAAACGCCUUCAUCUGAAAUUCAGUGUCUGGUUUCACAAGAUCUUUUUAUGGGAUUAUUGAAGAAUGAAAAAGAUAAUUUUAAACAUGCACGCCAAUUAUUGUGUGCACUACCUGCAAGUUUAUCGAUUAAAUUAUGCAAUGGUAUUAUUGAUAAAUUAGAAUCGAUUAAUUCAUUGAAAUUUAUUAUUAAAUAUUUAUUGGAUAAUUCACCUGUAGAACGUGAAAAAUAUCAACGUGGCUUAUUGGGAGUUGAAAUUUUAGAGCAACUAGAUCCCCGAGACAGGCCACUGUAUAUUCAUUUAAUCAAUGAACCACUUCUUAUGUUUGAGCAAUUACUCAUGAACUGUAAAUUUGAUAAUCUACAAAAAAUAUUAAAAACGUGCUCUGAAACUUUUUAUUCAGCCGGUAUUACAUGCGAAGAAUUCGAUUGUACUAUUAGAUUUUAUGCACAAAAAUCUUUAGACUUCCGGGUGGCUAUACAGCGCGACACAGAUAGCAACAAGCUCAAAGAAAAUUCGUUGAGCCAAAGUGAAGAGUUUUUUAUCCCUGUAAAUAUACCAACCAGAGAAGAAUGGAUUCCAGAUGAUAAAGCCCGCGAAUGUAGCUGUUGUAAAGCUGUUAUUUUUUCCAUGUUCAACAGAAGACAUCACUGCAGAAGAUGCGGUAGAGUAGUAUGUGCCAAUUGUUCAAGUCAGCGAAUACGAGUGCCAGGAUACGCGGAUUCAGUUCUUGUACGUGUGUGCAAUGAUUGUAAACGACAAACUGCAAUGCAGGCACAAGGUGCUUCAUCAGCACCUAGCAGUGAAACAUUCGAUUGCUGGAGGUUGUCAAUUCAAGAGGCUCACAAUAGAACGCUGAGAGAAGAAUUUUGCUUUGAAUACGCUCCAAAUAUCCCUCUGUGUUUAGCGAUAUUAAAUUUACACUCAGAUCACAAAACAUACGCAACUUUUCUUCUUGAUCGUUGUGAUGAAAUGAAGAAAUUGUUGUAUCCAGAUAAAAAAGGUCGAGUUAAUCCGGAAAUAGAUCACAGUUUAAUUAUUAAAAUGAUCAGGUCACUUUUACUGGCUGCUAAAGUUAAAUGCGCAAAACUUGGACUUAAUACUGGAUUAACUGAUUGCGAUAGAUUUUUAUCCCAAGUUGAUCUUAUUAAUAUUCUUGUUUCAUCUGAUUGUCUAUCAUUGAUUCCACAGGAUGAUCUCAAUGAUCAUACUUUACGGCGAUUGAGAGAUUUAUUGACUGAAAAGGAACAAUGGAGACUGGCGUUAAAUGUCAGCACUAAAUCUGGUUUGGAUACUCAGGGUGUUUGGGCAGCUUGGGGCAAGGCAUGUCUUAAAGUAGGUUACUACGAAAAGGCGCGAGAAAAAUUUUCACACUGCUUAGAUAAAGUUAAUCAAGAAGAUUAUGUACCAGAAGAUUGGGUCUUACUUUCAUACUCAAGUGAUACUGGGGAAGGAUCAAAAAGCGAUAAAAAUUCAGAGAAAAGAGAGAGUUCAAGAACUCGAACAGGAUUAAAAAUCCGACCUACUAAAGAUCCGCCUUUAUUGGUAGAAAUUUUACAAAUUCUUGAAGUGUCUAAUUCUACAGAUCAGUAUUCUCAACAACCAACGCCAUCAAAAAAUUCAAUGGCACAAGAAAUAUUAAAUACACUGAAUAAUUUAAAAGCUAUAUCUUAUGGUAAUUACACUGUGUCUAAGCUUAAUUCAAAUACUAAUAAUUUUCGGUAUCAAGAAAGCUUAUAUUAUUUAUUAAUGUACGGCAGCUAUAAUUCUAUUUUAGAAUUUUUCGUUCGUUACCGAGAGUUGGAUAAAUGUUUAUCUUAUAUUUUAGAAAAUGAAAUAGAUCCAGAAUUAUUUUUUAACGUUGUCUUCUUGGGUUGUCUUCGCAGCGGAAUAAUGAUAAAUCUUUGCACAGCAAUUAAAUCCAAAGAUCCAAGUCUCCUAUCAUGGAAGAAGUAUUUGUUAUUUACUUGUCAUAAUCUAGAAAGAAAACAGUUAUUCAAUACUCUUUACCAACUUCAAUUAUUUAUGAAGGACUAUGUGAGAGCUGCUAUGACUUGUAUACGAUUUUACGUUAUAGACGCCAGUAGUUACGCAGAUAUUUGCAUGAGAAGUCAUUUUCUUUUAGACGCACAGAGGCACUUGGAAGCUGAAUUGCACAGUGAAAAAGACGAAAUAUUUGACAGACGACAAAGAAGAAGUGUUAGUUCAUUUUUUAUGGACCCAUCGGAAAUUGAUAAGCAUAUAAAUACAAUUUCACGGCAAAUGGAAAUCGCAAAAUUUUUAGGAUCCUGUGAAAAGGAGGGAAGAUCUGUCAAUGAAUUUCUCAGCAAGCUUUCCUUUAUGGACAGUGAAGGUUUGCAACCACGAAAUGCACCAACUCUCUUCGGUAAUCAGCAAGAAAGAACGCAUUUAGCUGUACUGGCAAUUUUAUGCGGACGAAAUGUUGAAGAAGGCUUUGGUAUCGCUUUUCGGGUGAUGCAGGAUUAUAAUCUUCAUCAUCAAAAAGUUUAUUCACUUGUGGGACACAUACUGGCGCUAGACAAAAAAAUAAAUUCAAUAGAACAGUUAAUUAAAUGUUGUAGAAGUUCUGGUUCACCAAACUCUAAUGCAAUAUCCGACCGCGUAUUAGUUAACUGUAUUAAGUUUCUACUAGAUCGCUCACGUACUGAAACAAAUCCAGCUCCUAAAGAUCAAAUAGAUUCUCUCAUAAGACUUAUCACAGAUAUUGAAUUGAAAAUUGGAUGCUACAUUGAAAGUAAACAACUUAAAGCUGCUUAUCUUCUAGCUGUUAAGCAUUCAAGAGAACAAGAUAUCCGAAGAAUCUUAAAAGAAGCUGAUAGUCUUGGUCAGUCUGCCAUUAAAUCCAUUUGUACCAAGUGGCUUCAACAUAAUCGACAUAAUUAA
Messenger RNA from Cotesia congregata, 7971 nucleotides. Lineage: Eukaryota; Metazoa; Arthropoda; Insecta; Hymenoptera; Braconidae. The record is from the annotation of a GenBank genome assembly.